Molecule: messenger RNA, 1326 nt
Organism: Phragmites australis (common reed)
Lineage: Eukaryota; Viridiplantae; Streptophyta; Magnoliopsida; Poales; Poaceae
Product: protein BPS1, chloroplastic-like
Exons: 1
Coding region: 177-1097 (306 amino acids)
Source: RefSeq, a predicted model, not a curated record
GAAACGCAUCCUUGCCGCGGACAAAAGCCUCCCGUCACCUCACCUCCCAUCCGCUCCCUCCUCUUUUCACACCACCGACGCAACCGCACCGCCACCUCUAUAACCUUCCCUCCGUAGCCACCUCCCGCUGCUCAACCCAACGCCGCCGCGACCACUAGCUUAGCCUAGCCGCCCAGAUGUUCCUCACCGACAAGUACAGCUCGCUCCUCCCCCUCCACCCCAAGGCCCACCGCCACCAGCAGCCGGGCAAGGCGCCGGCCGGGGCGGGGGCCUUCGCCCGCUUUGACGCGGCGCUCGCCGCGCGCCUCCGGAGCCUUCUGCCGCUGCCGGCCUCUCCGCUCGCGGCGCUCGCCCGGCUCGCCGACCUCCUCGCGCUCACGCUCGAGGAGGCGGCGCCCGCGCUCGCCGGCGAGGGCGACGAGGCCGCCGUUGCAGCCCACCUCGUUUCCGGCGUCGCGCUCCUCGACGCUUGCAACGCCAUCACCGCCCGCCUCGACCGGGUCCGCCGCCGCCGCCUCCUCGCCUGCUUCGCGCUGCACCUCCUCUCGUCGCCAUCAUCGAUCGGGCGCGCACGUGCGGCGCUCGCCGACCGCAACGAUCGCGCCGCGGCUUCCCCUCCGCCUCCGCUCCCUUCCCUCCCGUUCGACCACCCCCGCGGUCGCCUCUCCGCCGCCGCGCGCGUCCUUGUCGCCGUGAACGCCGUCUCCUCUCUCGCUGCGGCAGCCGCGGCCGCCGUGCUAGGCGGGGGCGCCCUCGUGGCCACCUUCCCCCUGGUCUCCAGCGGCGACUUCCCGUGGGCAGAAGCCUUCAACGCCGUCUCCAGCCAGCUCUCUAACCUCGCUACCAAAAGCAGCGAAGUGGACACCAUCGACGAGGCUGUCCAGAAGCUCUCUUCAGUCCUCGAGGGCGAAGGCGGCAUCGACGAGGCGGCGCUGCGUGCCGCAGCGCAUGAGGUGGAGAAGCGGACGGAGGAGCUGACGGCGCGGCUGGAUCGCCUGUCGGACGCCGUCAACGGCGUGUUCCGCGCGGCGCUGUGCCUCCGCAACGCCGAGCUGGGCAGCUUCAUGGUGGGACCUGCGGGAAAGACAUGUAAAUAGCUGUCACUCUGUAAGCGUGUGUGUACUGAGUGUCGUAGCCGAAGGCAGGUUUGGGUGGGCGAGUCUGUUAAAAUGGUGUGUGUCGAAGAGGAGGCCACAUAUGAGGAUACCUGCAUUUUACACCCUUUUGGAUAUGUGGAAUCCAAUACUAUAUGGAAAAGAAAAAAAUGUUCAACCUGGCUCUGUAAUUUUGCGGCAUAAUAGUAUACUACGAGGAAUUUGAGAUGCA